ACGCGUACGCCACCAUAUUUUUUUUUAAAUGAGGUUAUGUUCUGGAUCGGUCAGUACCUCAGCUUGAUACAUACAAUAUUAAUAUUUUAAUUUUGCUUCUGUUUAUAAAAAUAUGUAAAAAAGAAUUACAAUGGCUGUUAGCAGAUUAUGUGCAGCAUUUCGACAAAUAACAACAAAGGGAAAAAGUAAUAUUAUCGCGAGAUAUUACUCUUCCCAUGUGUUAAAAGGAUGCAAUAAUACCUUGCAUUUUUCUAAUUUUUAUAAAAAUGCAUUAACUCCUUCAAACGUGCAUAUUAGAUUUAUACCAAAAACACUUGAUAUAGAUUUUAGAAAUCCAGACAGUACUACUAAAAAAAGUAUAUAUGAAAUACCAUUAUCAAGAUAUAUACCAUCAAUGGAAGAACCUUUAAUAAAACAGCCUAUUAAGCAGGAUUUACCAUUAACAAAUACAUCUUUUGAACUGCCUACAACAGAAAAUAUUUUAGAAAAAUUAGCUGUACGUUUAAUGGUAAUUAGAAGAAAAAAGAUGAAGAAACACAAAAGAAGGAAACUACGUAAAAGAAUGAAGUUUGUGUGGGCGAAGAUAAGAGCAAAUCGUAAUAUAACAAAGGAAAAAGUAUUUCAAGCAGAAUUAAUUGCAAAAAUUAAAGAAGCCCACAUGUUCAAUCCUAAAAAAUAUGUUGAAGAAAGACUUGCAAUUUUGGAUAAAGAAAUAUUACCAAAAACGUUUAGAGGUGAAAUAUUGUCUGAAGACAUGAUUAGGAAAUUCAUAAAAGAAAAAACAGAAGAACGAAUGAGGAAACGUAAUAGACCACGUUUAACACUUGAUUAAAUAUAUAUAUUAGACCCAUAAUUGUUUAUCACUAUAGAAAUAAAUAAUAUACUUUGAUUCUCUACACUAUGUAGAUAUGCAAAAUAAAUUUUUAAUGUUUAAAAAUUGAA
Molecule: messenger RNA, 942 nt
Organism: Bombus terrestris (buff-tailed bumblebee)
Lineage: Eukaryota; Metazoa; Arthropoda; Insecta; Hymenoptera; Apidae
Exons: 2
Coding region: 131-832 (233 amino acids)
Source: RefSeq, a predicted model, not a curated record